AUGGCCAAUGGUACGCUAGCAGGCCUUCAAACAGCUGCCCAGAUCAAGGCACAAAUAGCUGCUAGAAGAGCCGAAGACGAAGCACGUUUUCUUUCUACAGAUGCAGCACAGACUGGCAAGGGCACCGAGACGGUAUACCGUGAUGCUACUGGGAGGAGAGUGGACAUUGCUCUUCAGAGAGCGGAGGCAAGAAAGCGGAUGGAAGAAGAGGAAGAGAGAAAGAAGAAUGAACUUGAGAUGAAUCAGGGUCUGGUGCAACAGAGGGAGCGUGAGAUGAGACGAAGAGAACUGGAAGCAAUGAAGGUUGCACCAUUAGCAAGGCGAGCAGACGACAGAGAGAUCAAUGAGGAGCUGAAGAAAAGAGAGAGAUGGAAUGAUCCUGCAGCAGCAUUCCUGAAAUCCACGAGGAAAACGGAGGCAGCAGAAGGGUCCAAGCCAGUGUAUCAAGGUGGAUUCCCACCAAACAGAUAUGGUAUCCAACCGGGGUAUAGGUGGGACGGAGUGGAUCGGUCGAAUGGUUUUGAGAAGCAGUGGUUCACCAGACAAAACGAACGGGCUGUCAAGGAGGCUCAGUAUCAUUCUUGGGCAACAGAGGACAUGUGA
This is a messenger RNA of Saitoella complicata NRRL Y-17804, 603 nucleotides long. RefSeq lists its product as uncharacterized. Lineage: Eukaryota; Fungi; Ascomycota; Saitoellomycetes; Saitoellales; Saitoellaceae. The record is from RefSeq and is a predicted model, not a curated record. Gene Ontology annotation, biological process: mRNA splicing, via spliceosome. Gene Ontology annotation, molecular function: RNA binding. Gene Ontology annotation, cellular component: RES complex; U2-type spliceosomal complex. The coding region runs from base 1 to 603 and encodes 200 amino acids. The transcript has a single exon.